Messenger RNA from Lampris incognitus (smalleye Pacific opah), 1167 nucleotides. RefSeq lists its product as uncharacterized. The transcript has 7 exons. The record is from RefSeq and is a predicted model, not a curated record. Lineage: Eukaryota; Metazoa; Chordata; Actinopteri; Lampriformes; Lampridae. The coding region runs from base 178 to 1167 and encodes 329 amino acids.
AUAGCUUUCGUUUGUGAGUGCAAGUUAACCUUUACUGCUCCGUUAUCAUACUUGUUAACUGGAAAUGUAAAGUGUGUGGCUUCGAGACACUCUCUCACAACACUAUAUUUCAUUUCUGUUUCAGAGGAAGGCUUACAAGGAAUCGAGCAAGUUUCUUUUUAACUUACUGCUGACAUAAUGCAAAACUACAUGGAGGAGAUCAGACAGUUUACCGAGGGGCAUGCCACAGGGCUGACGUUUGCUCUCGUUGCAGGAGUGAGUGUAUUGGCUCUACGCAGAUGGAUGGCGGGAGGAGUGUGUAAGAGCAAGGUUAGACUGGAUGGCAAAACAGUCCUGAUAACAGGAGCCAACACUGGCAUUGGGAAAGAGACGGCCAUGGACAUGGCUUCAAGAGGGGCCAGGGUGAUCCUAGCCUGCAGAGAUAUGACCAGAGCGCACAUAGCAGCAGACGAGAUCCGACAGAAGAGUGGGAACGGCAAUGUGGUGGUGAAAAAACUGGAUCUUGCCUCACUGCAGUCUGUGAGAAACCUAGCCAAAGAAGUCCAAAAGAGCGAGCAACACUUGGACAUUCUCAUCAACAACGCAGGUAUUAUGAUGUGUCCAAAGUGGAAGACAGAAGAUGGUUUUGAAACGCAGUUUGGUGUCAACCACCUGGGACAUUUUCUUCUGACCAACCUCCUUCUUGACCUGCUAAAAAAAUCAGCUCCUAGUCGCAUUGUUAAUGUCUCCAGCCUUGCCCAUGAGAAAGGUCGUAUACAUUUUGAAGACAUUAACUUAGACAAAGACUACGAACGAGCAAAGAGCUACCGCCAAAGCAAGCUGGCCAAUGUUCUCUUCACUAGAGAACUGGCUGCCCAACUGCAAGGCACUGGUGUGACAGCCUACAGUCUUCACCCUGGCAUCAUCCGCACUGAACUAGGUCGCCACUUGUUCCCUACCCUCGCCAUAUGGAAGAGAAUCUUCUUCAUGCCCUUCUUAAUGCUGAUAAAGAGUCCUUGGGAGGGAGCACAGACCACCAUCUAUUGUGCCGUGGAUGAAAGUUUGGCAAGUUCUAGUGGUCUCUACUAUAGCGAUUGUUGCCCCAAAGAGCCGGCCCCUCAAGCACGCGAUGAUGCAGUAGCCAAAAAGCUAUGGGACCUAAGUGUCUCAAUGGUGGGUCUGGCCUGA